Effrenium voratum is the source of this 1393-nucleotide messenger RNA. The record is from the annotation of a GenBank genome assembly. NCBI's taxonomy places the organism in Eukaryota, Dinophyceae, Suessiales, Symbiodiniaceae.
AGCGUUUCCUGCUCAAGAAUGCUUGCAGCCGCCCUGGCUGUCUACCGAAUUGGUAAACGCUUGCGGGGAAGGUUCUCAGGCUAUGUCGAGAAGAGAAAGGCGCUGAAACUUGCGCGCGAGCAGGCUCAGAGCAGGACAUCCAAGAGGCUUGCGCAGGUGUUCGAUGAUGAGUAUGACGAGGAGGAGGCAGAGGAGGAAGAUCAGACCGACGAUGAAGAGAUUGGGGACGACUUCGAUGAAGGAGAAGAGGAGGAGCGGGACAUGUGGGGCGGCCUGCAGUUGCGGCCCGACGCAGGCAGGAGACAACUCUGACGAGAACCAGCUCACCGAGUGGGACGAGGUCCUGGAUGACGCGGAAGUGGAGGAUCUGCAUCGCCUGGUCCGGGAGCUGCAGCCCAAGCUCCUUCAGCCUGAAGAGGUCCCGGCCCAGGAGCUGAGGUUUCGGAAAGAACUGGUGAAGGGCCGACCGCUCAUCAAGUUCAACGCGGUGUUGCAGUUUGGAGAGGGUGCUCGAUCAGCACGUGGGUGUGGCGUGGAGGGCGCCGGUGCGCUGUGGAGCUGUCCUGGGAGGUUGCGGCCAAGGCAUGUCCCGGAGUUCAUCAUCGUCACCGGCCACACACAGCGGCAGCGGGGCAACAUGGGGGUCAACGGUUUCUACCAGCGCUUCAACCAGGACUUUCACGGUCGGCCUGUCUACCAGAAGAUCAUGGAGAGGCGCCAGGUCCAGAAAUCUCUCGUCACCGAGGAGGGCGACCUACUGCCAAGCCCAGAGGACAACUUCAUCCGCGCAUGGAAGCCGCGCAGCGAGGAGGCUUUGGUUCUUUCCAGGCGUUUCCAGACUGUCGGAGAAGUGCCGGCGGAAGAUGGCGAAGACGUGGUGGUCUUCCCCAAGUUGCUUCCAUCCAGAGAAAUCUGGUUCCUGUUUUUUGAUGACCGGCGAGGUGCCUGGUGCAUUGGCCCCGCCAUUGGUGCCACGGAGGUGUACGCUAAGUGCUUCACAGUUGAGGAGGCGAUUCCCUGCAACUUGGGGGAAUGGCAGAUGUGGGACAUUGGCAAGAAGGAGUGGUACACCAAUAAGGGCCUUCGGCUCAUCAAGGUGGGCUGAGGCCUUAAAAUUCCGGAAGCGCCCUGCGCAUGCUGGGCUGAUGUACAAAGGGUUGCACUCGGCUGCGCUAACUCUGCGUAGCUCACGUCUGCUGUCAGUGGCUUUCCUUACAUCAGUUGGCCAGGAAAGCCGCAUGAGCUUGCAGAGAGCCUUGGAGGUUUGAUGUCCUCCAUUCGAAUUGGGUUAGUUGCACAUGGCGCCACUCAAGGUGGGCCAAAACCCGUGCCACCACCGAAGUCCCUAGGGCACGGAGCGACUGCCAGAGGCAGUCGGCUUCAAGAAACGGAG